Messenger RNA from Patella vulgata (common limpet), 2068 nucleotides. RefSeq names its product phosphatidylinositol N-acetylglucosaminyltransferase subunit C. Gene Ontology annotation, cellular component: membrane; glycosylphosphatidylinositol-N-acetylglucosaminyltransferase (GPI-GnT) complex. The record is from RefSeq and is a predicted model, not a curated record. Gene Ontology annotation, biological process: GPI anchor biosynthetic process. The coding region runs from base 17 to 871 and encodes 284 amino acids. NCBI's taxonomy places the organism in Eukaryota, Metazoa, Mollusca, Gastropoda, Patellidae. The transcript is spliced from 7 exons.
UCACGUGACUGCUAAAAUGGCCUCCACAGAAAAGUGGGAAAAAGUUUUGUAUAAAGAACAAAAUGUUCCGGACAAUUACGUGGAUGAAAGUUUUUUGCGUGAAUUGAAAAAAAAUAGCAAUCUCCGAAGAUAUGAUUAUUGGACGACUGUUAGCCAAUCAGGUUCAGUGACACAACAAAUAAGCAGUGUGUGUAUAUUUUUAAUGAUCUUUAUAUAUAUGGAUGAAAAACAACUUUUACCAGAAACACUUUUCUACACAACAACAAUACUGACUGUUAUAUCUUAUGGUAUAUAUUGUUGGCUAAAACUUCCAGCAGUGGAAAAUAAAAGAACAAGUUAUGAUGAUAUAAAGACAGGUGUUAUGUUUGUUUGUUUUCUGUAUGGUUUAUCACCAGUUAUAGUAUCAUUAACAGAAACUAUUUGUACAGAUACUAUAUACGCUAUGACAUUUAUUAUGUUAUUAACUAAUAUAGUCUUCUAUGAUUAUAGUCCAGAUGAUAUACAGGUAGCUAGAGUAAAAGGAACAUUAUCUUUAAAUGCUGCAACUUUUGCUUCCGUUUGUUUGGCAUCACGUCUUAAUACAACAUGGCAUGCUUUUGCAAUAGUGACUUUCUCCUUUGAAUGGUUUGCUUUAUGGCCUUUAUUUACACAGCUAUUGAAGGUAUUGUAUCCAUCUAGUCAGAAUAUUCUAACAGUAUUACUUGGAGUGACAUCAUUAAUACUUUUAUCAACAUGGACAACUGUAGCAACAAUAGUCUUUCUGAUUGUUCAUCUGUUUAUUAAUUUCUUCUGUCCAUUCUGGUUAUUACGAUUACUGCCAUAUAAAAAUAAUAUAAAAGGUCAGUGGGAUGAGGCUGAAAUCAGAGAUUAGAAACCUCUCAGAGUAGCUGAUGUGGAAGAGGUCUUAAAAUUACAAUCACAUUGAACAAUGGAAAGAGCAGAAUUUCAUGUUGCUGUUUGUGGAGAGAAAUGCCUGUUGCAGGAUUUAAAUAUGAAGGUGAAUGGUGGAAUACAUAUGGAAUCUUUUUAUUAGGAGAAAGUAUCUGUCUUAUGUUUUUGACGAGCAAGUCCUUUUUAGGGCUAGAAUGUCAGGAAGUGCACUGUGGACUUCUGGGCCCAGUUUCUCGAAAUCUUAACUAAAGAUAAAAUCCAAAUUUUAGUAGAUACUUCAAUUUUGAUUGGCUAAGCACUAAAAUCAAUCUAAUAUUAUCCAAUAAAAUUUCUAAAAUUUGGAUUUUAUCUGAGUUAAAAUUUCGUGAAACAGGCCCCUGAUCAAACUUCUCAUUGUGGAUUUUGCAAUGUACAUUUACACAUGUUUUGGUUAAUUUAUAUCUAUUUUUUAUAUUUAUACAGGAAUAUUUUUAAUAAAUUUAUAAUGUUAUGUACAUAGUCUCUUUGAAUUACCCCCUCUUUUAACAACUGUAGCACAUGUAUUGUAAAAAAAAAAAGUCUUCAGUGACAUUUCAUAUAAUAAUGUCCAGAUGGAAUAUACCAUAUAUCACAAUAAGUUGUAUACUACCGAUUUGUUACCAAAUAAUCAACUUUGGAACUAUUUCAGAAUCUGUAAACUAAUAUGAUACCUAUUCAUUGCACAUGCAAUAACGUGAGUGAUGGACACUCUUGGUUUUAGACCCCACCACUUUGAAAUGAAUAAGAAUAAUAAUACUGGUAAUUACAAGAAAACCAACAUCCUCUAGUUGAUGAUUAUUGUAAAAGGAAACCAGAUUGAAAGUAAAAUUAAUAAUAAUGACACGUUUAUAGGGAGACUAGGGGGUGGUUGGAUGGUCAAGUGGUCUAAUGGGUGCACUUUAGAUCAUAAGGUCUAUCAUUGAGUUAAGUAGCAGGGUUUUGAUCCCAAGCUUGUAUGUGACCAGAAGUAGGGUCGUUUGUCCAACCUCGUGCGUUUUCUCUGUGUCCUCCGGUUUCCUUGCACUGCUAAGAUCCAUAUGCGCAAGUGAAAUAUUGAAAUAAAAUUGUACCAUAUGUUAAUCCUGAAAUUACCUAGUUUGUGAUGAGUGGACGUUUAAACCCAUUUAUUCUUUAUCUUUCUUUAUAUGGUGUCUGAAAU